Messenger RNA from Colossoma macropomum (tambaqui), 661 nucleotides. RefSeq names its product vicilin-like seed storage protein At2g18540. The transcript has a single exon. The record is from RefSeq and is a predicted model, not a curated record. Lineage: Eukaryota; Metazoa; Chordata; Actinopteri; Characiformes; Serrasalmidae. Bases 1 to 594 code for a protein of 197 amino acids.
AUGGAGAAAAAGAGGAAGCUGGAGCAGCAGAUGAAGGAGGAGAUGGAGCAGCAGAAGAAGGAGAAGAAGGAGGAGAGGGAGCAGGAGAAGGAGCAGCAGAAGAAGGAGGAGAAGAAGGAGGAGAAGGAGGAGAAGGAGUGGGAGAAAGCUGAGGAGAAAGCAAGGAAAGCAGGAAAGGAAGCGGAGAAGAAACUGAGGGAGGAGCUUGCUGAGCUUAAGCUCAGAUUCAAGGAGACCAUGAGGAGAUAUAAAGAGGAGGAGAAGAUCAUAAAGGAUCAGCUGAAAAGGCUGAUAAAGGAGGAGAAAGAGAGAGAAAAACAAGCUAAAAAGGAUCUGAAGCAGGCCCAGAAGGCCGAGAAGGAGAAGGAGAAGGAGAAGAAGAAGAAGCUCAAGGAAGAGCUGCUACGAAUGGAAGAAGAGAAAGAAGAGGGGAAGGCUGGAAGGAGCAUGGAGGACAAGGAAGCCCAGGAGAACAGUGAUUCUGCUGAGAAGAAGGAGAAGAGCAGGUUCCUGAAGAUCAGGAAGAGACUAGGGCUGCAGCCCGGCGCCACCUUCUGGAUCUGGUGGCCAAAAGUUUACAUUGUGCUCAAGUGAAGAACCGCUUUCCACAAUUUUCCCGCUUUCAUCAUCAUCAUCAUCAUCAUCCUCAUCAUCAUCUUAA